AUGCAGAACAGACUGUCUCUACUGUUGCGGCAGGUGCUGCUGUUGGUGCUGGUCUCAGCAGCAGCAUCAGCUGCAGCACCAGUUGCUGCAUCAGCAGCAACUACUGCAGCAGCAGCAGCAGCAGUUUUCGUCUUUGCUGCCUCGCCCGCUCAAUGCCUUGAAAGAAUUGCUGCUGCUGAUGCAGGCGAUGCAGCAGAUGAAGAUCUGCUGCUGGGGAUGGACAACUUCACUCCCUCGCACCCCAGCAGCAGCAGCAGCAGCAGCAGCAGCAGCAGCGACAACGCACUCCUCUUCCCUCAAUACUUUACGGACGCAACAGCAACAGCCUUUCCUGAAGAAACAGCAACAAUGGAUUGGGCAACAGCAGCAGCAACAGCAGUAACAACAGCAACAGCAGCAGCAACAGCAGAAGCAGCACCUCCUACAAGCAAUCUACGCAAGCAGCAGAGCCUAACAAAGAUUAUUCUUAUGAUUCUGCUGCCGUUGCUGCUGCUGCUGCCGCUGCUGCAGCACGACAGCGAUUUAGAUGCGCUGCAGCAGCAGCAGCACAACGGCCUCGACGGGCCUGUUAUAGGAGACACCGGAUUGUAA
Messenger RNA from Eimeria acervulina, 591 nucleotides. RefSeq lists its product as hypothetical. The coding region runs from base 1 to 591 and encodes 196 amino acids. NCBI's taxonomy places the organism in Eukaryota, Apicomplexa, Conoidasida, Eucoccidiorida, Eimeriidae. The record is from RefSeq and is a predicted model, not a curated record. The transcript has a single exon.